AUGGGUUCCGCGGCGGGCAAGCUUUUCCGGGGGGGUGACACCAAGAUCGAAUUUAUGGAGAGCACGAAGAUGCCCACCGCCAAAGAUAUGGAUAUGAGGCGCCGCAACUCUCUCAUGUUCUUCAUGAAGGAUUGGCAGGAGUCAUCAACGUUUGAGGAGCAGGAGGCUUCCAUGCUACAGAUCAAAAAGUACCAUCAAAUGGAAGCCAAAGUUAGCCAAGACGAUCCGAUGUUGGCGAAGAUGAACAAGAUCCCUCUGCAGAUCUCCCUCGGAGACAUGCGACUACUGAGGGAGACCGUCAUCAUGAAGUGGAAGGAUAUUAACCGCAGCUACCAAGGCCCCCUACUAGGCGAGACAGUGCUUCAUCGUGUGUGUCGUGAAGGGUACCUGGGAGCUCUGAAAUUCAUGCUGGAUCCUAACAGCAAGUCAAUUUUCGAGACGGAAACGGUCGAUCCUAACAUCCCGAACAAGCGGAAGAGGACGGCGUUGAUGCUUUGCUUUACGAGCCCACACUUCACGGAAAUUGCGAAGCAUUUCGGUCUCGAGCAGGACGCGGAGACAGGGCUUGGGGUACCUCGCCCAAGGCGGCCGGACACGGCCCAGGACUGGAUGAAGCCAGGGACCCGAGCCGAUCGUGAAGAGAUGGUGCGCAUUCUGGUGGAAGAUUUGAAAGCCGAUGUGAAUGUACUGGAUAUGCACGACUACAGUUUGCUGCACUACGCCUCUAUCAGUGGGUGGGAGGGAACAAUCGACCUGCUAUUGGAACACGGCAUAGACCCACGGCAGACGUGCAUGACGGGAGAGACGGCGUUGCACUUUGCCGUGUCGCUCAGGCAUGGCGAAGCUGCGGAAAUACUCUUGAAACGCUCCCAAGACCUUGUCAACGAAGCUGACAAGGACGGGGAUCGAGCCAUCCACUUAGCUGUUCAGAACGGUGAUCACGAAAUUGUGGAUCUCCUAGUAGACUACCAGGCGGACAUCAACUCACCCAACUACAGGAGAGUCACACCUCUCGCGGUGGCCUGCAAGCGCCAGGACUGGCAAAUGGUCAACCAUCUCUUAGAUAAGAAGGCGGAGAAGAAGAUCAGAUGGCGACUCAAGAGGGAGGAAGAGGAGCGACUCAAGCUCGCGCGGGCCGUGGGGGACAGGGAGGCUGAUGCAGCUAGGCUUAAAGCUCUGAAGGCGUACGGACAAUGGGUUCCGUACGCAGACAAGAUGGAUGGGGGAAUAUUUUACUACAACAAGUGUAUUUUUUCGUACAACUACAACCAUCCAGGGUCACACAGGAGGGGGUAAACACCAGGGCUUUUUUUCUUCUUUUUAUUUCUUUUCAUGCCCCACCUUCCUCCUCCUGCGGUGCGUGCUGAAUUUCAUUUUCAUCGCGAGAAGGGUCCAGCCGUCCCUUUCCCUCGUCAACGGUGCCGACUUCGAAGUUUGGUACUCACGAGAGCUUGUCAGCUAUAUUUCGCUUUCACCCGCACAUUUCGUAAAUUUUUCACCCCAUGGGGAUUC
Molecule: messenger RNA, 1512 nt
Organism: Ectocarpus sp. CCAP 1310/34
Lineage: Eukaryota; Phaeophyceae; Ectocarpales; Ectocarpaceae
Source: the annotation of a GenBank genome assembly